AUGACCACCGACCCUGUUGUUCCGGGCCUCCAACCCUUUUCCCAACUCAAAUCAGGCCAGACUACUUCCAGCUCCAAGUCAACAGUCGUCCCAGCUUCCCCGACCACUACAGCUCCUUCGCAGUCUUCCCACCGGGCGCAGCAGGCGAAGAAUGGGCACCGCGAUGAACAGCCCAAUAGCACAAGCGACAAGGCUACCACUGCACUGAUUCGACGCGUUCUUUGUCCUCAUCUAGGAGGCUCUGGCGGUGCCGCUUCCCCAUAUGCUCCAGAGGAGCUAUUACCACCGCUUACCAGCUCUAAUGACGUUGAUCGUCAACUUUACGCUUUAAUUGCCAUAAUAAUAAAGGAGUUUAUUUCGUCCUGGUAUUCGAAGAUUACAUCCGAUCAAGCUCUUAUCAAUGAGGUGGUCCAGCUGAUCGCGCAUUGCACCCGGGCUCUUGAGCAAAGGCUGCGGGAGAUAGAUAUUGCACAGCUAGUUCUGGACGAUAUCUCUGGAUUGGUGGAAGGGCAUAUCGUUUGCCUCUCACCUGUUCCGGACCCCUCUGAUGCGAAAUCUGUUUCUCAGCAGCGAGAGAACGAAGCUGUAUACCGACGACUAUUAGUGAACGGCGUUCUGGCUAUUCUUCUUCCCACUGAGGAUCUCGAAAAUGCAUGCCUGCGGACCUUGACGAGCGACAUUCUGGCGGACCUUAUUCUCGGAAACGAAGUGAGCGGGAAGGUUUGCGAAAGCAGAUUCUUGUGGGAGAGUACAGCUAAGCUGCUGGAAGUGCUCUCAAGAAACAACGGUGGAGACAAGGUUGAUAUGACAGAAUCAAAGCCAUCUCCUCCAAACCAACUACGACAAUUUGGCCUGCUUUCAAGCAAAAACGAUGAGAAUGAUCACACACCCUUGAGUUCCCAAUCACAGACUCCAAGCUGGAUAUGGUGCCUCCUUCAGUAUGCCUUUUUCGCAUAUGUGACACUACGCUUUAUUGUGUCGGGCCUACUUCGCAAUGCUUCCACAGCCCCGGCGAUGUUUGUUUCGCGCCCAACUCCUUCGCGUAGUUUUGUGGACGAGUUAGGCCCGAAAUACGGCGACAUGGGAAAGCGCCCGGUGCUUGGUUAUCGACUCUAUGGCAUGCUGUCGCAGUUACUGAAUAUCCCCCAGCGAAUGCCGUGGCUAGGAGGAUUGUUAGCCCUCCUCCAAUAUUUAAUCCUGGCGGGCCCAGGAAAAGUAGGGGACACCAGCAGUACUCUUGAUAGGUUCCUCCACGAGAACAUCCAGGAGUAUGUGCUCACCCCCACCUUGUUACCCAAUCUUCUACUUGCAUCGCGAGAGGCGCUUUUCCCGCAUAAUACUCGUCCGAAGCCUGGAGGGAGUGUUAAUGGCACUGAAGAGCCGACAUCGACUGCGUCAACCCCGACAGGGGCGCAGCCUUCGACUAUCAAUAAUAAUACGCAGGCGACUACCGCAUCCGGCGGCAAUGCAAUAAUGCAGGCUCAUAUAGCGGCCACUGCGGGAUCGCCUCCCUUGUCGCCGGAUCAGCAGCGGCGCGUCUCAAAUGCCGCCGAAAUCGCCUCGAUAAGGCGCAAGUGUGCACUCGGAAUUCUAUCCCUGAUACCGCGCCCAAUCGCACGCCGUCUACUCGGAGUUGCAUCGGAGACUGCUGUUAAGAGAAACUCGAUGCCUCUUCGAUUUACGGCUCAAUCUCUAAGCCAGUUCCAAGAUUCCGAGCCUGAAAUUGGAGAGCCAGUCCAUGCCUUUAUGCCGCCUGCCGGGGCCACUGGAAGUGACGGUGACGCGGAAGAGGAGCUCCUCGCUUCGACUAUUGAGACCGAAAUCCUUGAUUUGUUCGAAGAUGAGUACUGCAACAAGCAUCUGAUCUACUCGAUCAUUGAGACCGUACUCGCGAGGCUUUUGCCUGAGUUGUCGGAUCGGAGUAUUGCUGAACUGAUGGAGGACAGGGGAGUUUUCGUACCCACUGGUUGA
Aspergillus versicolor CBS 583.65 is the source of this 1971-nucleotide messenger RNA. RefSeq names its product PXA domain-containing protein. Lineage: Eukaryota; Fungi; Ascomycota; Eurotiomycetes; Eurotiales; Aspergillaceae. The record is from RefSeq and is a predicted model, not a curated record. Gene Ontology annotation, biological process: early endosome to late endosome transport; protein targeting to lysosome; endosome to lysosome transport. Bases 1 to 1971 code for a protein of 656 amino acids. Gene Ontology annotation, cellular component: late endosome; early endosome; extrinsic component of endosome membrane. The transcript has 3 exons. Gene Ontology annotation, molecular function: phosphatidylinositol binding.